GCACCGCGUCGAGGAGGCGCCGCCCGCGUGGGCGGAGCUCCCGCCGGCCAAGCUGACGCUGUGCAUCGGCAACAGGGACGCGGACAGGGCCAUGUCCCUGAUCAACAGCGCCGCGCGCUGCCCGACCCUGACCGCCUACGACUUGCGGUGGCGGCGGCACAUGGGGCGCCAGCCCGGGUCCACGAGGCCCGAGCUGCCGCUGGCCCGGCCCCUCCUGAGCAACGCCGACGACACCGCGGUUCCCAUCUGGCCCGGGCUGGGCGUGGAGCUCACCGAGAGGCAGCGCAGAUCUCUGCACUGGAUGCUGUCGAAGGAGGCCGGCACCGACGACGAGCUAGUCGUCGAGCGGGGCUGCGAAGACUGCCGCUUCUCCACGCACCGCGGCAUCGACUUCCAGCUCCGGCUUUCCUUCUCGCUCUGCGGAGGCAUCCUGGCAGACGCGAUGGGCUACGGCAAGACGCUGCUUGCAAUAGCCCUCAUCGCUGCUCACUACGCGGAGCAGCUGCCAGCCAGAGCAGGCCGGGCCCCGUGCGGGGCGACCUUGGUGUUCGUGCCGGACAACCUGGUCUGCCAGUGGCUCCGCGAGUUCAAGAAGCUGCUGGGCGCUGCUGUGGACGUGCGUUUUUUCGCGGCCGAUGAGUCCUUCGUUUCCGACCCCACUGGCGCCGUCAACUCCGCCUCUGGCGAGCCCAGCCAGGCCGCCGUGGCAGAGGGCUUCGGCUUCGGCGAGGAGCGCGGCAGCGCGGUGGGCGCCGCCGAGCUGAAGGCCCGCGAGGACGUCCCAGGAGGCGCCGAGCGGCCGGGCGGCGUCAGGCCCGAGAGCUGCACGAGGGCGCACGUCUACGCAGCCGCCUGCAGCAAGGGCUGGGCGCAGAUGAUGCAAUCCCCCUGGAUGGACGCCCUGGCCCUCAUAGUGCCCUACACGCUGCUGCACAGCGUGGAGUCGUGGCUGGUACUCCAUCGGCACCACUGGCGCCGCAUCGUCGUUGACGAGCUCCACGAGGCCCGAAGGAGUAACAGCUGCAGAAGCAUAAGCGUUCCGAGGUCUGCGCGGACUUCUGGGGUCGGCGCUGUGUCCCGCUGGCGGCGCCGCCGGCGCCGCCACUGGCGCGCUCCAGGAGGGCGGGCCCAGCGCGGAUCUGAGGAAUCCGCGCGCAGCUCCUGA
Messenger RNA from Prorocentrum cordatum, 1165 nucleotides. NCBI's taxonomy places the organism in Eukaryota, Dinophyceae, Prorocentrales, Prorocentraceae. The record is from the annotation of a GenBank genome assembly.